Messenger RNA from Corticium candelabrum, 3775 nucleotides. Its product is annotated as A disintegrin and metalloproteinase with thrombospondin motifs 9-like. The transcript has 7 exons. NCBI's taxonomy places the organism in Eukaryota, Metazoa, Porifera, Homoscleromorpha, Homosclerophorida, Plakinidae. Bases 95 to 3448 code for a protein of 1117 amino acids. Gene Ontology annotation, biological process: proteolysis; extracellular matrix organization. The record is from RefSeq and is a predicted model, not a curated record. Gene Ontology annotation, molecular function: metalloendopeptidase activity. Gene Ontology annotation, cellular component: extracellular matrix.
CAAAGCAAGAUUGAUAGAGGGCAUUUUCUAUAUCUCUCUGUCCAUUGUAUGAGCUUUCCUGGCUCUUGUUCAACAGGCUGCAGACUUGGCCAACAUGCCUUCUACUCUACAGGUGAACUUUCUUACCAUGGUCUUCAUUCUUUCUCCAUGGCUUGCUAGUGGCCAAUUCAAUGUUCCCGACAGACCUUACAUUAAUGCACUGCCCACUGGCUUUUUGUCUAACUUUGACGGAUGGGCCAAGUAUGAGUGGCUACCAAAGAACAGCUCAUGUGUACCGUCUUGUGGAUAUGGCCGUACCAUACAGGCUACAUAUGGGUGUUGGGCCACAACAAAUGGAGGCGACACAAUACAUGUAAUAGACAAUUGGUGUCUUGACAAUGGCAUUGGAAACAGACCUGCUGCAGUAGAAAUACCUUGUGGAAGGAUGAUGGAUGAAGAUUGUGACUGUACAGAAGGAAAGCCAACGUUGGUAUUUACACAUUUUGCAGAGUGUGUACAACCAUGUGGUGGCAAACUAGAACGAAGUGCCAAGUGUAUCAACUAUGACUUUUUUUGUGAACAAGAAGGUUCAGAUCAGGCUAUUACAAAUUGUGCUCGAGUUAUUGAUACAGAAGAUGAUUGUGGAGAGGAUCUGGUUGCUACCUGUAGUACUUAUUCAUGGGUUGGUACUGGUAGAAUUGCACGAAAUGCAACAUGUGGUCCUAUUGAAUUAAGAGAAGAGAUGGCAUGUCAGGUGCUCAUCUUUCUGAGACAAGGACAGAACACUUUUCUGGUGCCAGAUGUAGAGUGUUUUGCAUUUGGACCACUAAGUCGAGAGUCAAAGGAAGCAGCCAGUCUCAGCUACAGAUCAGAAGCAUGUAACUAUAUGCCAGGAGAAUGGAGUGCCUGUGAUGCCACAUGUGGGGCAGGUACACAGACAAGAACAAAGAAAUGCUUGCAAAGGGGAAGGCGUGAAAUAGAUUUAAUACAAUGUAGUUACGUUCCUGGUAUUAUCGAUCCUCCUACUACUACAAGCUGUAGUGUUAGCUGUAAAUACGUGCCUACAGAAUGGAGUGCAUGCAGUGCUACUUGUGGUGAUGGUACAAGAGAAAGACGCAGAAGUUGUGUGCAGACCAUUGAUAGUGUUGAAAGAACAGUUGAUUUUAACGAGUGUGUUAAAGAUGCAAGCGUAGUCAUUCAGCCAGAACAGGAGACUGAACUUUGCAAAUUGAGAGAUUGUGAAUGUGAAGUACCAUAUUAUGUUCCAGAAGAUUAUGGUGUAUGUUCAGCCACGUGUGAAGGCACACAGACACGCUCUAUCAGAUGUGAAUGUCCUGUUGAAGGUGUAGUACAACAAGAAGAGAUGAGUGUUUGCAGGAGGCUCAUUAGUGGGGCAGCUCCAGAAACAGUGAGACGAUGCAAUGAUAUUCCAUGUCCCACGUAUCAAUACAGAGUUGGGGCGUGGGGACAGUGUGACUCUGUAUGUGGGACAGGGAAUCGUAGUCGUCAAGUUGAGUGUGUUAAGACACAAGGAAGUGUUGUGAGCAUUGUCUCUUUGCAAGAAUGUACUGAUAAUGGUCUAAGUGAGCCACCAAUUUCUGUUGAAAGUUGCAGUGUUAGCUGCCAGUAUGUGGCUACAGAAUGGAGUACAUGCAGUGCUACUUGUGGUGAUGGCAUGAGACAAAGAGAAAGACGUUGUAUCCAGACAAUAGACGGUGUUCAAACACGAGUUGAAUUUGAGGAAUGUGUUAAAGACUCGAGUGUAGUUGUUCAGCCACAAGAAGAGACUGAAAGUUGCAGAAUAAAAGAUUGUGUAUGUGAAGAGCCCUACUAUGUUGCUGAGGAUUUUGGUCCCUGUUCAGCAACAUGUGAAGGUACGCAGACUCGUAAUAUUAGAUGUGACUGUCGUGUUGAAGGUGUGGUACGACAAGAAGAAAUGAGCAUAUGUCAAGCACUGACUACUGGUCCUAUUCCAGCAACAGAAAGACCAUGCAACGAUAUUCCAUGCCCAACUUACCAUUAUAGAGUUGGGAGUUGGGGAGAUUGUGACUCAACUUGUGGUGCUGGCCAGCGCCGCCGUUCAGUUCAGUGCAUCAAGACACAAGGACCCGUUGUUACUGUUGUAUCUUUGCAAGAGUGUAUUGAUAAUGGUGCAGGUCAACCAGAAGUUGAUGUUGAAAGCUGUAACAGCAGGUGCAGAUAUCAAGUCUUUCCAUAUCAAGAGUGUUCAGUUACAUGUGGAGGAGGAAUCCAAACAAGAGACGUUUUUUGUAUUAGAACAUCUGAUUUUGGAAGAGAGAGUGUGGCUUUGGCAGAAUGUGCUAAUGAUCCAACUAAUACCGAAGCUUUACCAGAAACUGAACAAGCUUGUAAUGAGCAGGAAUGUCCAUGCUUGAAUCCUCGAUGGCAGCCCAGCGUGUGGUCAGACUGUUCUCUAACGUGUGGAAAUGGAACACGAACCAGGACUGUGGAGUGUCGCUGUUUUAUUAGUGGACGAGACACGGUCGCCCCAGAUGAGAAAUGCGAAGGCCAGAGGCGUCCUCAUCUGAGAGAGAACUGUUACACACGUUGUCCUUGUGUUGAUCCUCAAUAUGUGGCUCUCCCAUUUGGUCCAUGUGACAAGACAUGCGGUAGUGAUGCAUUUAGAAAACGAGACUUGGAAUGUCAUUGUCAGAGGGGAGAAGAAGAGGCAGUCGAGGACAUAGAACUGUGUGACAACAGAAUUCCAGAACAGAAGCCCGCUGUAAUUGAACUUUGCGAACUUGGUGAAUGUCCAUGCACUAAUGAAACCAUCAGAUAUCUCUACACCAGGUGGGGUGAUUGUGACAGAGAAUGUGAAGGUACGAGGAGACGAAAGGUCCAAUGUCGCUGUGAAAAAGAAAAUGUCGACAAGUGGGUUGAUGACGAGAUUUGUGUGCGAUACCUUGGUCAAGCUCCAGUUACCAGUGAGCAGUGUGAACCUCCGUGUGUGGCAGACUGGAGGACAGUGACAGGCUGGACCGCUUGUUCAAAGUCAUGUGGCCAAGGAACCAAGACAAGGGUAGUUGUGUGUGAGGUAUUUGCCAAUGGCAGACUGGUUGAUCGGGGUAAUGAUUCACAAUGCAUUGGUGCCGACAAACCCAUUGAAAGUAUGGAGUGUACGGGUGCAGUAGCUGAAGACAAGGCUGUGUGGAUCACCUCAGGAUGGACCACUUGUUCUAAUACGUGUGGAGUUGGAGUGAAACAUCGCCAGGUAAAGUGUGUAGACAAAUGCACUGGACGGGCAAGAGGCGACCGACGCUGUCUCUCAUUCACAAAGCCCUAUCACAAAGAGGGCUGCAAUUUAAUCCCAUGUGAGUAUGACAACUGUGUAGACAAACGAGAUGGACUCAACUGUGACAUGGUAGUACGUCUCAAUAUGUGUGAAGACAUCAAGCAUCACCGGGACUGCUGCCAAUCGUGUCGUCACGUUUUGCUGGGGAAACGUUAGAUCAGCUCAUAGAAACAGGACCGUGAUAUACUGAUGAUAUGAUUUUUUCUUUUUCUUUUUUGUUGAUUGGCUUUCUUGUAGACGUUUGUUUGAUUUUAUGUGAGUACCAGUUAAAUUGUCUGAUACUUGGUUCUGUUCGUGCUGGGCCAAUAAGAUGUUUAAGGAACUUCUAAUUAACUGGUUUAAAUGCUAGUCUUGCUAGAGCAUAUGGUACAUUAGAUGGGUAACGUACAGAAAGGUAGCCAUUUCAAAAGUUAGGCAACGUCGUGAAUGACGUUGUACCAUUAAUUUGACAAUAUGUUGUGAAAUAUUACUAAACACAGUGAG